This is a messenger RNA of Lactuca sativa (garden lettuce), 1472 nucleotides long. Its product is annotated as Glycosyl hydrolase superfamily protein. NCBI's taxonomy places the organism in Eukaryota, Viridiplantae, Streptophyta, Magnoliopsida, Asterales, Asteraceae. Gene Ontology annotation, cellular component: endomembrane system. The record is from RefSeq and is a predicted model, not a curated record. Gene Ontology annotation, biological process: carbohydrate metabolic process. Gene Ontology annotation, molecular function: oligosaccharide binding; chitin binding.
GGGAGCAGUUUUGUAUGAAACUCAAAGGGGUUUAAGGGGUUCUCGCUUCUCACUCAUCGGUAGAUCUUGCCGGUAAUAAUCGGAGGAAAAACGGCGAUGACGAAAAAACAAGGCCGGCGAGCAGCGGUUAAGUCCGACCGCCGAUCAAGCAGUUCAGUGCCUUCAAAUCGCGAGGAUUCUUCAAGCCGUGUCAUAAACCCUAACAAACGCCUUAGUAUGCUCAACACUUUACUCUUCCUGAUCGUAUCUCCUGCCAUUUCAUCAUAUGUAUACCGUAUGCUAUACGCUUCGAAUACGGACCUAGAUUCUUCGCUUCCGUACGUAUACCAACGAGGCUUAGUGAAGACUGACAUCAAUUACCAAGAAAUCCUCACUGAAAAUGCAAAAGUUUCAGAGAAUACAUCAAUUCGGCAUUUUCCAAACCCGGUGCUAGCUUACGUUACACCAUGGAAUUCAAAGGGAUAUGAUCUGGCAAAAGAGUUCAACUCUAAGAUUACACAUAUAUCACCAGUGUGGUAUGAUCUAAAAAGUCAAGGAGCUGAGUUUAUCCUGGAAGGAAGACAUAAUGUUGAUAAAGGAUGGAUUUCAGAUCUUCGAAUGAAGGGAAAUGCUCUGAUUUUACCUAGAUUUGUACUUGAAGCUAUUCCUAUGGACAUGCUAAAAAAGAAGAAACAGAGGGCUAAAGUAAUUGACCUUAUUAUAACCGAAUGCAAGGAGAUGGAUUUUGAUGGCAUUGUUCUAGAAUCUUGGUCAAGAUGGGCUGCAUAUGGUGUCUUGCAUGAUCCACACAUGCGGAAACUGGCACUUCAGUUUGUUAAAAAAUUGGGAGAAUCCAUGCAUGCUGUGGGGAAUCUGCAAUUAGUAUAUGUUAUUGGGCCACCACGUUCUGAUAAGGUCCAAGAGUAUGAUUUUGGGCCUGAAGAUCUUCAAAGCUUGAGUGAUGACGUGGAUGGUUACUCCCUUAUGACUUAUGACUUCUCAAAUCCUCAAAAUCCAGGUCCCAAUGCACCAUUGAAGUGGAUCACUUCUACUUUGCAGCUGCUCCUUGGUGGCUCUCAGAAUUUGUCUCAAAAAAUAUUUCUAGGCAUCAACUUCUAUGGGAAUGAUUUUGUUCUUCAAGGAGGAGGUUUGGGUGGUGGAGCAAUUCUUGGAAGAGACUAUCUUUCUUUAUUGGAAAAGCAUAAGCCUGAAUUGCAAUGGGAGAAGAAAAGUGGGGAGCAUUUUUUCUUGUAUUCUGAUGAAAAUAAUAAUAACAUUGUGAAACAUGUUGUCUUCUACCCAUCACUUAUGUCGAUUGCAAUGCGGUUGGAUGAAGCUCGUUCAUGGGGUGCAGGUGUUUCCAUUUGGGAAAUCGGUCAAGGUUUAGAUUAUUUUUUCCAUCUUUUGUAACUUACUUAUCUCAUCUAGUUUCAAACUUUAGGAUAAAUAUUUAAUCCAAUUUUAUUAUAAUAUCCUCCUCAUCUUUUGUUUUA